Molecule: messenger RNA, 1857 nt
Organism: Schistosoma guineensis
Lineage: Eukaryota; Metazoa; Platyhelminthes; Trematoda; Strigeidida; Schistosomatidae
Source: the annotation of a GenBank genome assembly
AUGAAACGACUAGCUCCAUUGACUAAUGCACCGUCUCCGAAAAAUCUUACAGAAUUACGUUCACUAGUGGGUGCUCUUCAAUACUAUUCCCGUUUUAUUCCUAAUUUUUCUUGUCGUGCAAAUUGUUUAUUUAAUAUUUUAACAUCCAAUUCAUUCAAAUGGAGUGAGGAACAAGAGUCAUGCUUACGAAGUCUGCUGAAGUUUCUUCAAAGUGAUGCUGUUCUUCGAACGUACUCCCCUAAUGUACAUUCUGUGCUUAUUACUGAUGCAUCACCUGUGGGAAUUGGUGCAGUUUUGGAACGGGAAGGUAGACCAGUUAUUUGUGUUUCACGCAAACUUACUGUUACUGAACAAGGUUAUUCACAGACUCAGCGAGAAGCAUUAGCUGUGUUUUGGGCUGUUAAAAGACUUCAUAAAUAUUUAUUCGGAAAGAAAUUCACUAUUGUUACUGAUCAUGAAGCUUUAAAGUUUAUUUAUCAUCCCGGAAAAUCCUUAGCACGUUCCUCAGCAGCUAUGGUUCAGCGAUGGAGUAUUGCUUUGAGUGCAUAUGACUAUACGGUUCAGCACAGAAGUGCCAAACAGAUUCAACAUGUUGAUUACAUUUCUCGACAGUCAUUACAAGAUAAACCUAUUAAUACUUCGGAUUGUUUGUUAGUGCAACCUUUAUCAGUGAGACGUUCAGAUCUCAUUAGAGAAACUCGUAGAUAUUUUGGAUGUAUACUCAGUGUUAUAAGGAAAGGUUGGAAUGCUAAUUUGAAACGGAGAUUUCCUAUCUAUUUUUCAAAGCGGGAUGAGUUAUCUACUACUCCUGAUGGUAUUCUGUGUUUAAACGAUCGUGUUGUCAUUCCUCCCUCAUUGCGUAAAUCUGUUCUUGAAGAUCUUCAUAGUGGUCAUUUAGGUGUUGAGAAAAUGAAGUCCUUGGCAAGGCUCACAUGCUGGUGGCCAGAGAUAAAUGCAGAUAUAUGUCGUACGGCAAACAGUUGUGAGAAAUGUCAUCAGUUGAAAAACCAUCCUUCGAAGUGGGUGCCAUGGCCAGUAUCGUCUGAGGCCUGGCAGAGGAUUCAUGCUGAUUAUUGUGGACCAUUUCUUGGUAAAUACUACGCACUAGUAGUCAUUGAUUCUUUUUCAAAGUGGCCUGAAGUUUUUUUCACAAUUUCACCGAAUUCUGAUUUCACAAUACAAGCAUUAAGAAAGGUGUUUAGUCGAGAAGGUGUUCCCUUGGUGUUGGUGACUGAUAAUGGCUAUCACUUUGCUGCAGAUGCAGUCACUACCUGGUUGAAAGGUAUAGGGUACAGACAUCUGUUUACUGCUCCCAGACAUCCGUGUUCUAAUGGUCAGGCAGAGAAUUUUGUUAGGACAUUAAAGACUGCUAUUGAUUCUAUAGCCCCCUCAACAUUUAAUGAGCUGGAGAGGGGAGUAGAUACCUUUCUAUUGCAAUAUAGAAAUCCCAAACAUUCGGUGACGAAGGAGACUCCAGCGAAGCUAUUGAAAGGAAGAAUUCUUCGGUCGAAUAUGAGAUGUCUGGAGUCUGCAGAGGUUACAUACUAUCGAGGAAAUGAUCUUCGACCAUCUACGGGUAUUGUUCUGAAGAAUGUCGGAAAAUCGAUGGUGCGAAUUCUAGACAUCGAUGACUUAAGUACACACAGUCGACAUGUAGAUCAAAUACAAUUUCAGGAACCAGGUGAGUCAGUUCCAAUUUCGAUUGUUAAUUCUAAUGCUAAUGAGCAUAUUCUAGAUAAUACAGAAUCCUUAUCCAAUACAAUGUCAGACAGACUCAGGAUGAAUUUGAGAAGAAGACGUACGAUUGAUUAUAAACACCUAGACUCCAAUUUAAGCUGUGGCGGAUGUGGUGUUUGA